Molecule: messenger RNA, 1578 nt
Organism: Alternaria hordeiaustralica
Lineage: Eukaryota; Fungi; Ascomycota; Dothideomycetes; Pleosporales; Pleosporaceae
Exons: 4
Coding region: 1-1578 (525 amino acids)
Molecular function (GO): iron ion binding; monooxygenase activity; heme binding
Source: RefSeq, a predicted model, not a curated record
AUGGACCAGCUAUGGAAUUUCGUCCGGAGUAGCGCAUCGAAGGAAACCGUUGCAUCUCUGUUCGCAAUAUGGAUCCUGUACUGGCUCGCCAUCGGUGUGUAUAGGGUGUAUUUCCACCCUCUAGCACACAUUCCUGGGCCAAAGUUGGCCGCGUUCACAUUUUGGUACGAGUUCUACUAUGAGAUCUAUCCGCACAAAUUCCAGUACUUGUGGAAGAUCAAGCAGCUACAUGAAGAAUACGGGCCCAUCAUACGGAUCAAUCCUCUUCAGGUCCAUAUCCAUGAUGCAGACUACUUCGAUACGAUCUACGCGUCCGGCAUGAGUCACAAACGCGAUCGUUGUAGUUGGUCGUUUCACACCGGUGCAAAGUCUUGGGAAGGCGCGAUACUGGACACUAUAGACCAUGACUUGCAUAAAAUGCGACGAAACGCCCUAGCGCCUUUCUUCAGCAAGCGCUCGGUCCAAGCUCUCGAAGAGCUCGUCGUGAACAACACCAAAAAGCUUAUGGAUCGUUUCGCAGGCGAACUCGAAAAGACAGACCCCAGAGCCGGUGUCGUGAACCUGAACGACGCAUACGCCGCUUUCACCAUGGACACCAUUUCCGAGUACUGUUUCGGCGAAUCGAUCAAAGCCCUAGACCACGACGAUUACGCUAAAAUCUGGCUCAAAGUUAUGCACGACGGGAUUCAGAUUGAGCCAUUUGCGCGCCAAUUCCCUACUAUCAUGAACUUCAUGCUCGAUCUUCCGCCAAAAGUUGUCGAGAAACUAAGCCCCGGGGUAGCCACAGUGAACACCUUCAGUCUCAGGACGCUAGGCAGAAUCGAACGCAUUAUGAACUUUGAGGACGGCGAUGGCGAUACGAAGAAUCUGAGGCGCACGAUAUUUCAUGAUGUACGAGAUGAUGUUGGUUGCAAACUUCCGGAGAAAGAGAAACAUCCUAAGCGGUUGACGGCGGAUGCUAGUGUUAUCCUUGGUGCGGGGACGGAGACGACGGCAAGGACUUUGGCGGUUACCACCUACUACUUGAUCAAGAACUCGGAAGUUGGAGAGAAAUUGAGACAGGAACUGAAGACUGUGAUGCCAACGGUAGAUCAUGAAGUCUCACUACCCCAGUUAGAAGCUCUGCCAUACCUGACCGCAGUAAUAAACGAAGGCCUCCGCACCGCCCACGGCGUCUCCUCCCGCCAACCCCGCAUCCCCACUGGCGAAUCCCUUUCAUACGGCCCCUACACCCUCCCCCGCGGCACCCCCAUCAUGCAAUCCUCCUACCUCCUCCACACCGACCCUGCCAUCUACCCCGACCCAUUCGCCUUCCGUCCGGAGCGGUGGAUACAAAACCCCAAACUUACGCGCUACCUUUUUGCUUUCGGGCGCGGGAGCCGAAACUGUCUGGGUAUGAAUCUUGCUACGUCGGAAUUGUAUACGGGGCUUGCGAUGAUUUGGCGGAGGUUUCGGAUGGAGGUGUGGGAUACGGUUGAGAGUAGGGAUGUGCUGACGAGUAAUGAUUGUUUUUUGGGGAUGCCGGAUUUGGGGGGUGAGGGGAUUAAGGUUAGGGUUGUUGGGGUGGUGGAGGGGUGA